UCCCUAGUUGUCUGGUACCUGGCCCAGAUAAGGGGGAAUUGGGGGAGCGUGUUUGGUGGUCCCAGAGAGAGGGGUCCCAAAAACGGAGAUAGUUGGGGUCGGGGCUUAGCAAACUGCCCAAGAAAGGCAGAGAAAAGAGAAUUUUUACACAUAACUUCAAAACUAGGUCAAGACAGCUCUUGUGAAAUAUUAGAUUACAUCACAUAAAUGGAAUCAUCCAGGAUGUGGCCUUUUGUGUCCAUGUCUGGCUUUUUUCACUGAUCAUGAUGUCUCCACAGUUCAUCCAUAUUGUAGCAUGGAUCAGCGCUUCACUUCUCUUUAUGGCCAAAUAACAUCCCAUUGUGUGUAUAGACCACGUUUUGUUUGGUCACUGUCUUGGGUUCUUUCCGCCUUCUGGCUCCUCUCAAUCAGGCUGCAGUUAAGCUGGAUGCAUUUGUUUUGAUGUGAACACCUGUUUUCAGUUCUUUUGAACAUACACUCAGGAGUGAAAUUGCUGAGUGGUGUGAUAACUAUGUUUACUUAUUGAGGGACCACCAACUAUUUUCCCUUUUAAUUGUGAAUGCCAUUAAGCAGACAGACAAAUAAAGCGAGUAGUCUAACAGAACACAGGGGUCCACCUCGCAGGGUUGCCAGAGGCCUGGAGCUUGCCUUAUUUGCUUGUUUCUCUCUUUCUUUCUUUCUGUUUCCUCUUUCCUUUCCCCCUCCCUCCUUCUCUCGGUCUCUCUCUCUCUCUCUCCCCCUACUCCCCUUCCUUUGUUUUUACUGAGAUAUUUUAAAUUAAGUUUACAUGCCAUUUUCUCCCUAAGUACUUCAAGAAGGACAUUUCCUUCCACGACCCGGUGCCGUUAUGCAUGCGACACAUGAGCAGCGCAGGGCCCCAGAGCCACAGUGCCUUUGACUCCUCUGUCCUGCACGCCAGCAUCUCAUCAAGGACUUCCGUUGCACUUGACCUAUUGGCCGUGUACACCUCUUCUCCUCUAGAACAGUCUCUCUUUUCCCCAUGACACUGACACGCAGAGGAGGCUGGGUACAGCCCACCUUCUGGACUGGGCCGGUUGCUUCCUUGUGGUGUGUAAGUGGUCCCUCAGUCCCCAAGAUCCUUUAUAAACUGCGUGCGGGUUCCCAAGGCUGUGUUAGAAUGGGGUCAAACUUUGACAAGAGCCUCGCACGCUUCCCAUGGUGGCAUCCCCGCAGCAGGUGGGUCCCAGCUCUGUCCAACCGGUAGGUUAGCUUUCUGUCUUGUGACCAGCAGUAAAUAGGGGAAGACAUUUUGACAUCACAUGGUCUUUCACCCAGUGGUUGUAGUGUCCAUCCCACCUUCAGGGAUUCUUCCUAUCUGAUUAGCAUAUAUUUCUUCGUCAGAUACAUGAGUUUAUUGAUUCUGGGCCAAUGCUGAUGGACAGCUCAUCACUGGUGAUAAGGGACUUCGCCGCAGUUUAAAUACUGUACGACCCUGUCCCCUCACCCUCUCUCCUGUAGCAGAAAUAAGCUGCGGUCGCCCAGACAGCAUGAGCAUUCGCGGCCCACUCCCCUGCCAGCCACCGCCUGGUUCUUAUGCUUCCCCACGGGGGAGUUCCGCCUUGUGGUCUCCAGUUGGGUGGUGCAAACAGCGUUGGAGCAAACUGUCUUCUGGUCUUGAGAACUGAUGUGGCGAAAUCUGAUUCUGUCCACUUUGGCAGUGACACGCUCUUCCUGCCCUUAGCAUGAGCCCCAGCUCCUGUCUGUCCCCAGAGUGCCCACAUGGCCUCACCUUCUGCACUCCCCACCCUGCCCCCAGUUUCAGCACCGUGACCACUGAGCUUGGGCCCAUCCGAGGGCCAGAUAUGGGCCAUGCCCUUAGCCUGCUCCUCUCUUUGCUCACCCCCAGCCUUCAGCUCUCAGCCUGAAGGUCACUCCUUUAGAGGGCACCCCUCCCCCAGCUCUUGUGGGUCCCUCCAGAGUGCAUCUCACUCUUCUGGUCUUUCUCUUUUCCUUGAGAGCAGGUCUAUUUCAGGUGGAGUGGGGGGUGUGUGUGUGUGUGUGUGUGUGCGCACGCACGCAUGUUCUGGAGUUUUUCUGUUAGGUCCCUGAGCUGAGAGGAAGAGGAGUUGGCAGUGGAGCUUCCAGGGAUGGCUGGAAAGUUGGGGUGGCGGUGCUGGAAAUGAGAAGGAGGAAGCCAAGCCUCGUACGAGGCGGGCAGGACUCCCUGUCUGGUGGCCCACCACCCAGCUUCUUUGCACCCCUGCGAUGGCCGCCAUUCUCUUGAAGGCCAGACCCAAGGUGCCAGUAUCUUUUGAAGACGUGUCCGUGUACUUCACCAAGACAGAAUGGAAGCUUCUGGACCUCAGACAAAGGAUCCUCUACAAGAGAGUGAUGCUGGAGAACUAUCGUCAUUUGGUGUCACUGGGAUUUUUAUCCUCCAAGCCUCACCUGGUCUCCUGGCUGGAACAAGGGGAGGGGCCCCGGGCAGCAGACACCUGCAGAACACGGGCCGCUGCGGGGAUGCAGACAGGUGACGGGAUAGAGAACAGGACGUUGGUUUCAAAGCAGAAGCAUUGCCGAAAAGAACUCCCGAGGACCGAUCUUCAGGCCGGUAACAAGAGCCAGGUAGCCAGGCCGCCAGGGGAAGCGCUGGAGCUCGGAGCAGAACAUGCUCAUUCUCCCCAGACAGGUUCCGGCGGGGUUGGCCCCCGCAGGGAGAGAGGUCAGAGCAGCUCCUCAGGGGACGCAAGAGAGAUGUGGCAGAGAAGUAGCCCCAGUGGUAGGCAGGAGUCAGUUCUAAGGCAGCAGGUUUCCAAAGGUGCGGAGAGGCGCUACCUCUGUCAGCAAUGUGGGAAAUCCUUCAGCCGCAGCUCCAACCUCAUCAAGCACCGGGUCAUCCACAGCGGCGAGAAGCCCUACGAGUGCUCCGAGUGUGGGAAACUCUUCCGGCGCAGCUUCGCGCUGCUGGAGCACCAGCGCAUCCACAGCGGCGAGAAGCCCUUUGUGUGCAGCGAGUGCGGGAAGACCUUUACGCGCAGCUCCAACCUCGUCAAGCACCAGAUCAUCCACAGCGGCGAGAAGCCCUACAAGUGCUCCGAGUGCGGAAAACUCUUCCGGCGCAGCUUCGCGCUGCUGGAGCACCAGCGCAUCCACAGCGGCGAGCGGCCCUACGCGUGCAGCAAGUGCGGGAAGACCUUCAGCAGGAGCUCCAACCUCAUCGAGCACCAGCGCACCCACAGCGGCGAGAAGCCCUACACGUGCAGCCAGUGUCCGAAAGCCUUCAAGGGCGUCUCCCAGCUCAUCCACCACCAGCGCAUCCACAGUGGGGAGAAGCCGUUCAAGUGCAAAGAGUGCGGGAAGGCCUUCCGGGGGUGCUCGGGGCUCAGUCAGCACCAGCGGGUGCACAGCGGUGAGAAGCCCUACGAGUGCAGUGAGUGUGGGAGGACCUUCAGCCGGCGAGCCAACCUCUUCAAGCACCAGGCCAUUCACAGCCCGGAGAGGCCCUACGAAUGCCAGGACGGCGGGACGGCCUUCCAGAGCAGCCCCGUCCUCCCGGAGCCCCGGCCCGCGCACGCUGGCCAGCGGCCGCUCGCAGGCAGCCAGGGCCCGGGCGGGAGCGGCCUCGGCGGGAGGGCCCUCGGCGGGAGCGCCGGCCUUGCGGGGAGCCCGUGCGCCCGCGGCCACCAGGAGCCCUGCGCGAGCGGCCGGGGCGCCGAGUGCGGCAGCGCCUCGCAGGGGAGGCGGUGGCUGGGCCAUCCCCGGAAGCCCCGUGGCGGCGCGAGGCCCUCGGAGAAGAGUGACAGCGGCAAGGCGCCCGCCUCUCUGGCCCUCGGAAGGCCCCCUGCCGGGCCGCAGCCGGAGGGCCAGACCCUCGGGGCAGACUCGGUGGGUGCGGCGGCCGCCCGCGCCGUCUGACCGCGCCAGGGUGGGACAGGGCUGGCUUGGAAACCCGGCGGCGCCCGCUGCCGUCGCCCGGGCUGGUGACGGGCCCUGUGCGCUGCCCGGGCUCAGGGCCGCGCCGUGAGGAGAGCCGCGCCGCGGGCUCGGGGGCCUUGAGUUACUGAGGAGCAGCGGGCUUCCUCUCGCCGGACCGCGCGCUUCACCCCGGCCGUCUGCGCGUGGCCGGCUGGAAGCACUAACAGCACUUUCCUCCUUUAAGCGCCUGCAAACGGAGGGGACUUGAGAGAAGGCUGCAGGCAGCCUGUGGCUGGACUGCGACAGCACCUCCCGGUCAUCAGCUCAGAGAUGGUCUGGAAAUGCACCUGGGCAAAUACCUCCGCGGGCCGCUCGUGGCCGGCUGUCGGGCCGCAGGGAGGGCCGUCGGGGCGGACAAACGGGACACCCUGCGAUCCCGCCGAGCGGGGGCCUGUUCUUUUUCCAGGCCGUUUGUCCUUGUGCCUGAAAAGCCACAGCCUUGCGUGGGGACCCGCAGCCGCUUCUCAGAGGAGCGGCCGCACCCAGGUCCCAUCUUCUCAGAGCCCCGGGGGCGGGGUAUGGGGGACACUCUGGUCUCUCACAGGAGGGGGCUCCAGGCAACGCAUGUCUUCCCUGCGCACCGGGCUCACCCUCCUCACUGCCUUCUGCCCCCCUCCCCCGACCCCACCAGCAAAGACCACCCUGGCCUCUCCGCCCCUCCUCCCCACCCUCAGUGCCUAAAGCCUCACACUUGGCUGCGGCCCCUCAAGCAGCCACGUCUUGUGGCCGGUGCGCGUCGGGAAGGAAACAAGAUGGGUUAGGAAUUUGCACAGAGCGUGCCCAGCAGUGGCUCUCUCAUGGGAUCUGCCUUUCAUAUGACCUUUCUUAUAAUAUUGAAGGUUCAGCUGCUUUGAAUAAUUUUGCAUUCAGGAGUAAUGUAAGCAGAAGAUAGGGGGUUUUGCCGCAUGAGAGUGCUGGUGAAUCAUUGCUUAAAUAAGAAUCCCCCGCCCCGUGAGAAGACCUCAGGCAGGAGGAACGGAGCCCUGAUGAGUAUGGUGGCAAGCCUGGCCCCUCUUCUCCCUCCUCCCCCUUAGCCCCCCAGAGACAGGGCGGACCCUUCGAAUGGCACUUUACUGCAAGGCUGGGGCGGGGCGGCGGGGGGAGGGCCAUGGCUGGCAGGCUCUGCCCUGUUCCAUCCGCGCUGGGCCCAGGAAUUCUACCCAUGGGUGCUCUCAGCCCAGCGCCCUGAUUGCCUUGCCACCUCCUUCCAGCCCUCUUCACUGCCAGAUCUCCAGCAGGCAAGGGAUAGGUGUGCUGGAGGCCCCCCACUGGGCCUCCCAGGAGCAUGUGCGCCUUCCCUGCCACACAGGAGAGGCUCGACACGACAUCUGGAGAGAGAGGAAAGACCUGGAAAUACAGAAUUCCUUCUGAGCAUGCUUCUUGGAGCUCUAAUCACUAGGACGACUCCAAAAGUGAGAAACACAGAUAGAAACAAAGACAUAGAGAAGUUUCAUCUAGCUAUAUUAAAAUGAGUUUUAUACGACUUAUGCAAAGUUCUAGAGUUUUUAUAACUUGCUUUUAUCUCAUAGCCCCUUUCACUGGGUCUGUAUCCCCUUGUCCUUUGUCUUCUGCUCUUUGUGUCACGUUCAUCUUUGUCAGCACUUCAUAAACAUGUGAGAUGAAUAUGGCCCCCUUAGCACAUGAGCUCCAGUCCUGUCUGAGGGGUCAAACGGAUCUGCAACUUGGGGUUUUCCGAUGGAAAAAGAAGUAUUAGGAACAGUGUCUUUGAAGUCCAUGGGCAGGUCGUUGAGAAAUAUGUGGGGGGUUUUUUGAGGCGCAGACGAUCUUUGCCAGGGAAUCCAGUCCCCAUGCAGAGCAAGGAACAGCGGCAGGAGGCCAUGCACUUGGACUCCAGUCUCAUUUGGUUCAACCGUGGCCUGACCAGGAUUGGGACGCCAACCGCCACGUGAGGGGAACCAGAAAGAGACCAGAUCCAUGGGCUCUGAUGUCCAUUUCCAUCACUAUCGUAAGUGAACAGCCUCACUCCUGCAGGCCAGUGUAACGUCAUCCCAUUGGUUCUGCUGCACAAGCCAACUUGCCUUUUAAUGUGAGCUCCUUUUUUCCAUGGGACCCAUACCCAAAGAUGACUGGCUACAGGGGGGUAAUGUACAGGUGUUUUCAGCAGACCGUGGAUUUGCCGGACACUUGUGCUCUGGUUUUCAAGCGCCCUGAAAGGCCGCAGGGUCCCCAAAUGCUUACCCAGAUAAAUGACAUUUAAAAUAGCAAGGCAUUUUUUGUCAGUUCUCUGUAUAAUUUUGCUUGUCUUCAUGAGAUUUUCACUGCGGUGCAAUUAUGAGUAUCAUUUUCUCUCAUGUAUGGUGAUCAGGUGCGCAACAUGCGCUGGACGGGUAUUGCGUGGAAUAAAAGUCAGAGUGUGCGGGGGGGAGGGGGUCCCUGUGUUUUUCCUUCUAAAGUGCUCUGUGUGGGACAGCAAUGAUGGCCCACACUUGCUUUCCCCAAGAACUUCCUGGACACCAGCCCCUUUGCACUUCGGGACUGGUCAUCUGCUUCAGACAUGGCCGCGCGAGAUGCUGUGUCCGUGCGUAGCGUGUCUAAGCCUUGGGCCACUUGCCCUCCGACACCAUGGACACUUUUCAAGAGCAGUUUAAAUGCUGUCGCAGUACCCCCCACGUAACUGGUAAACUGUCCUGACUGAAUUCAUUUACUUCGGGGGCAGACAGAUAAGGAGGGUCUCGAGUGCUGGCCUCGAAAGGAGCCCUCUCAUGGCUGAAAGUAGCCAGGUAGCAAUUGGGUUACAGUACCAGGGAAGGCUCUAAGUGUGGAAUCGCGGGGGUGGGCCGAGAGACUCUGCUUGGGUGAAGGUGAGGCCGAAACCCUGGAGGGCGGCACAGCUGGGAAUCAAGGGCAGCCAUCCGAGGCCAGUGGGACACCGCGACUCAGGGACCAGGAAGGGCAGAGCGGCACAGCUGUGUCUUCCCUCCAGCUGCUUCUGUGUCUUCAGGCCACGUGGCAGCACCUGCACUCACUCAGGUGGCUCUGUACAGAGGCCGCUCCACCUUCCCCCUUCUGUUCGCUUCUCGGCCUCUGUCCGUGGAGGGACUCCGGCGUGGACACCCGCCCGUCCUGUAGGCCUGGAAGCCCUUUCCCCUGGUCUUGCAACCUCUCUAUCUCCCUCCUCCCCCACCCAUGUCUGGGGCCCUUGGCCCUUUCCUCUGUCCCCCAUCUCUGACAGUCAUUGAGCCACCGGAUCCUGGCCGCUCUAGGUUCCGGUUGCCCCAGCUGCCCUGCCCGUGCACGGCCGACCGUGAGUGCGGUCGGGGGGGUGGGGGUCCUUGCAGUGUCACCCGGCUGACGGCAGCAUCCACUUCUGGGGCUUUACGACACCAGCAUGGACCGUGUCUAGAACCUUGCUCAGAUUGCCCGCAAGACUCGCUCUGCUCUAAACAAAGAAAUGGGUGAGCGCUGUGUUCGGGGGGCCUUGGACACUUUUCCCCCACGGGAGGAAAAAGCAGGCCCGGAUAGGGGGUGCUCAGGAUCCCGUCGCCGUCGUGGUCCCACAGCCUUAGCUUCUCAAUGUUUCCGGAAUGGUUUGCUCUCCCUGCUGGGGUUGGCGGUGGUUGGCGCUCGGGCCUCUGCCACAGCCGACGCCCCGUGAACCGUCAGGACCUCCACUCCUUUCCUCAGCCGGAGGAGCACAGCAGGCCCCCGGCCGGGGAUGCUAAAUGUCUGUCUUGUUAGGUAGCCGAGGUGACAAGCGGUGUCCUGAGGCCAGAGCAGGAGUAUCAGGGAAGCAGAGCUCAAGGGAUGUCAGGCAGGGCAGACGGAAGGAGGGGGAGCCCUGUGGGCAGGAGCCCUGGGAGAGCAGAGGGUUUUCUGUAGGACGGUUGUGGGGCACUUGGUCAUCGGGAGCAGAGUGCAGGGAAGCCUGGGAUGCCACGUGAAGUUCUCUGGUUCCUGAUGAGGAGCAACUUUUUGUUCGCAUGGAAGAAUUAUUCUAAGACUGAGGAGGGGAAGGUCAUGUAAAUGGUAACUGCUAGAGCGCGUGACUCCGCGCGUGGAUGACCAGCAAGUGCACCAGCGUAGCCAGCCCAAUGGCUCUGAUGUUCACAGGCCCGACUCCUGGCGUGUCGGGGACCUCACGUGAAGACGAUGCCCAUAAACAGCACCCCCAAAGGUUCCGUCGCCCCCCUUCCUGCCCCUCCCCUCUUCCAUUGCCGCAAGCACCGCUCUGCUUCCCGUCCCUCCGCGUCGGUCAGCGGAAUGAUUCCGAGGCGCGGCCACGUCGCCCUGUGUAACGGCCCCUCACUUGGUAUUGCCGAGCACUCUUCCGUCGUGUGGAGGGACCGCGAUCCCUGUCGGACUCUUGGGGGUGGACAUUUGGGUUGUUGCCGGUUUGCGGCCAUGACAAAUAAAGCUGCCAUGAGCAUCCGUGCACAGGUGUUUGUGCAGACGUGUGUUCAUUUAUCCUGGGCAUAUAGUGAGGAGUGGAAGUGCCGGGCCCGUGGGAACCCUCUGGCAGCGCCAAAGUCUUACCUCCCUAACCGCGGUGCCCGGAGGCUCCAGCUUCUCCACCUGCCCCCUAACACCUGUCCAUCCUGUUGAUUCUAGCCAUCCUAGAUGAACAUGCGGUGGUUCUGUUUGCAUUUCCCUCAUGACUAAUGAUGCUGAGCAUCUUUCCAUGUCCUUCUGAGCCACUCGUAUAUCUUCUUUGGUGAAGUGUCUGUUCAAAUCUUUUGCCCAUUUGUAAUUGAUUCCUUUGUCUUUUCAUGUGGUUGUAAAGUUCUAGAUACAAGUCCUUUGUCACACAUGUUUUGCAAAUAUUUCCUUCCAGACUGACGUUUGCCUUUCUAUUUUCAUAACAGUGUUUUUUGAAGAACAGACGUUGUUUUAUUUUGAAGAAGCCCAGUGAAUGGAUUUUUUAAUUUCAUGGUUUGUACUUUUUGUACCACAGUUAAGAAGUCUUGGCAAAACUCAAGUCACUACAAUUUGACCCUCUGUUUUCCUGUGGGACUUGUAGAGCUAGGUCUAUGACCUAUUUGGAGUUAAUGUUCGCGUGUGGUGUGAGGUGAAUUCACGAUUUAUUUUUCUUCUAUAUGGGUGUCCAGUUUCUCCAGCUCCAUCUGGAGAUGAUGAAAAGAUGAUCUUUUCCCCAGUUGAACUGCCUUGACGUCUUGGUUGAAAACCACCUGGCUGUGCGCAUGUCUACUUCUGCACUCUCUAUGCCGGUCUAUUUUAUGCCCGCGUGACACUCUUCUUGGUUACUGUGGCUUUAUAAUAAGUCUUGGAAUCGGGUAAUGUGAAUCCUCUGAUGUGGUUCUUUUUCAAACCUCUUUGGUCUAUCCUAAUUUUGUCUCAUUUCUGUAUGAGUUUUAGAAUACCUUGUCAAUUUAUAUGACAAAAAAAAAAAAAAAGCCUGCUGGGACUUUGAUUGGGAUUUCAUUGAAUCUAUACAUCAUUUUGAGGAGGACUGACAUCUGAACAAUAUUGAGCCCUUCAGUCUGUGGACAUAACAUAGCUCCUCAUUCGCGGGCCUCCCCCACUUCCUCCCAGCAACGGCUUGUGAUUUCAGUGUCCACGUCUUGCACAUGUGUUAGCUUUGAUUGAUUCCGAGGUUAUUGUUCCAAUCAUCUCUAGUGAGCCUGCAUUUCUCGUGCAGUCACUCAUUCGUCCCCCGGACAUACACUGAACAUGUAACUGUGUGCUGGGCUGGGAGGAUGACUAAGACGUAUGUCUUGCCUACCUUCAGAAUCAGGAGCAUGCGUUUGUCCCUAUGAUGCCUUUGUUUAGCCCAGCCCAUAUUUGAUAACGGCCUUGACCAUAAUGUAAAACAGAGCUGUGUGUCCCAUGUUCACAGUUCCGAGAACUUAUCAUUGUUCCAAGAUUUUUUUUUUUUUAACUUUCUGGCAAAGACUUCUAACAGGAAAACAAAAUCAAAUCAAAACAAGGAGGUAAGAAUCAAAUUAAUCUUUUGUCUUUUUCUCAGUGAAAAUAUUCCUCGCUUAAUAUAUAACAUGCUUUCUUCCAUGUUCCGGCUAGUUCAGUGGGAACAAGGUACUUGUGAAAGGAGGUGGCGAGAGAAUGAGUCAGGCAGGCUGAGAAGAGGUGGGGAGAGAAAGACAAAGGAAAAGGCGAGUAGAACACACCCUGGUGAUCUCCUCAGACUAGAAGAACAAACGCACACAGUGUAUCAGGAACGUGGCCACAAGUACAGCUCCACCUACAUGCAGAUUUUUGUGUGUGUUAAAUACAGGAUGAUACUAUAAAUGUAUUUUCCUUAUGAUUUUCUUAAUAACAUUCUCUUUUCUCUAGUUGACUUUUUUGUAAGAAUGCAGUACAUAAUACAUACAACCUCCAAAAUGUGUGCUACUCGACUGUUUGUUAUUGGUGAGACUUCCAGUUAACAGCCGGCUAUUAGUAGUUAAGGUUUGGGAGAUUCAAAGUUACACGUGGAUUUUUCGGCUCUGCCAGGGGUCAGCAUCCCUAACUCCCAUGUUGUUCAAUGUAAGGAAUCUGGG
Molecule: messenger RNA, 10412 nt
Organism: Mirounga angustirostris (Northern elephant seal)
Lineage: Eukaryota; Metazoa; Chordata; Mammalia; Carnivora; Phocidae
Gene: ZFP92
Product: ZFP92 zinc finger protein
Exons: 5
Coding region: 2227-3876 (549 amino acids)
Biological process (GO): regulation of transcription by RNA polymerase II
Cellular component (GO): nucleus
Molecular function (GO): RNA polymerase II cis-regulatory region sequence-specific DNA binding; DNA-binding transcription factor activity, RNA polymerase II-specific
Source: RefSeq, a predicted model, not a curated record